Daucus carota subsp. sativus is the source of this 681-nucleotide messenger RNA. RefSeq lists its product as uncharacterized. The transcript is spliced from 2 exons. The coding region runs from base 1 to 681 and encodes 226 amino acids. The record is from RefSeq and is a predicted model, not a curated record. NCBI's taxonomy places the organism in Eukaryota, Viridiplantae, Streptophyta, Magnoliopsida, Apiales, Apiaceae.
AUGGCAAAUGAGGAAUGGUUGGACUAUUACCCGAACAAUUCUUUAAGACAUCUUGAUUAUUAUCACUCAGAUCAUAGAGUCCUAUAUCUUUCUCUUCAAAAAGUGGAUUUGAUCACACCCAACAAGAGGAAAAGGUCAAGGUUCAGGUUUGAGAACAUGUGGAUUAGAGAACCGGAAUGUAAAGAGAUUAUUAAAUCAAACUGGGAGACAAUGAAUCAACAAUCCCUGAUGUCUACUAUAAAUAACAUUGAGCAAUGCUCCAAGCAGCUGAUACUUUGGAAUCAGGCCAAGUUUGGAUCUCUGGCAAAAGAGAUUAAGAAUACACAUCGUCAACUUGCACAAUUGCAUGAUGGUCGACAAAGAUUAGACACAACCGAGGAACUAAAAGCAACGGAGAUGAAGUUAAAUGAAUUAUUGCUCAAAGAAGAGAUUUAUUGGAAACAAAGAUCAAGGAUCUUAUGGCUAAAAGAAGGGGACCAGAACACAAAAUUUUUCCACCAGAGAGCUAAUGUAAGGAACAAAACAAAUCUCAUAAAAGGCUUGUUUAAUGAAGAAAAUGAAUGGUGCUCAGAUGAGAUGGAAUUUAGUGCAAUAAUCCAAAGAUUCUAUGAGAAUCUUUUUACCUCAUCGUUACCAUCGGCUGAUAAAAUUGAUGAGUUGCUGACAGCUGUACAACCAUAA